Molecule: messenger RNA, 5124 nt
Organism: Drosophila sulfurigaster albostrigata
Lineage: Eukaryota; Metazoa; Arthropoda; Insecta; Diptera; Drosophilidae
Product: transcription elongation regulator 1
Cellular component (GO): nucleus
Molecular function (GO): transcription coregulator activity; RNA polymerase binding
Source: RefSeq, a predicted model, not a curated record
CGGCAAAAAAAAGUAGAAAAUUUUUCUAUCUUGUUAAUGCGAAUGCAAUAGAACGUUUAUUUUGUCGGUCAAAAAGUGUGUGUGUGCUAUGGAAACAAGUUUAGAGGAAAGUAUGGAUGCGGACAGAGCAAGUUCAAGUCCACAAGACUCGCAAGACGAAUCUCCGCCAGCAGCUGCGAUUAAUGGCAAAACAACAAUAUUGAAAGAAGGGCCCAACAAUAAUAAUGGGGUAGCUAAUGAAAAAUCAAACGCCAGUGAAGUGCAGCAAUGGAGCAAGCCUUUUAAUGCGUUUAGCGGUCGUCCAAUAGGCGAACACACGCAAAUGCAACAACAGCUCCAGCAGCAGCAACAACAACAACAGCAGCAGCAGCUGCAGCAACAACAACAGCAGCAUAUGAACACUAAUCAACCCCCACCAGGCGUUAAUGGGGUGUCACAGUCGCCACCUGAAAUUUGGGUGGAAACCAAAGCGGAAGAUGGACGCUCGUAUUAUUAUCACGCGGUAACACGUGAAACAACUUGGACGCGGCCUGAGGGCCCAAACAUCAAGAUCAUGACACAAGUGGAGGUGGAAGAGCUGGCCAAACGCCAGCCAAAUGCUGCCAAAGCAGACGCAGCCGAACAUGGCGAUGGGCCGAAAGCAGCAGCUGUUGUUGUGCCCCAUUUGACAUCGCAACCGCCGCCACAUUUGCUAAAUCAGCCGCCACCAAAUGGCGCCACGCCGUUGCUUAGUCAACCGCCGCCCAAUGUGCGCCAGCAGCCGCCACCUAUGUUCCAGCAACAGCAGCCGCCGCCUGGCAUGCAGCCGCCACCUGGAUUUGGGCAGCCGCCGCCCUUUUGCAUGCCACCACCUGCCUAUGGCUUUCCUGGUGGGGCACCAGCCGGCCCUUGGGGCGUUGGCGUGCCGCCAUGGCAACAGCAACAACAACAGCAGCACAUGCAGCAUGCGCCGCCUGCAGCUGCGCAGCAGGAUAAGCCCGCUAAGAAUCUAAUCAUUAAGCCGGGCGUCAUUGAUCCAGCUGUUAUUGCACGUGCCGCCGAAUGGUCCGAGCAUCGUGCACCCGACGGACGUCCCUACUAUUUUCAUGCGGCACGCGGCGAGAGCGUUUGGGAGAAACCGCAGGCGUUGCGCGACAUGGAAGCCGCACGCAUGGCGGCGCAUUCGGGCGCCGCACCGCAAGGGCCGCCAGCUGGGAUGCCUCCGCACCUGCUGCCGAAUCCGUUAAUGCAUAUGCCACCUGGCGCUGGACCCGGUUUCGAUGCGCAAAUGGCUUUUGCCGCAGCGGCGGCGGCCAUGAAGGCAAACAGCGAGAACAAUAAGGCAGCGCAGGCUGCAGCGUUGGAGAAGGAAGCGAAAAAGGCUGCCGAGGAGAAACGCAAGAAGGAGGAGGAACAAAAGAAGUUGGCCGCUGCAGCCGCAGCCACAGCAAAGCAAACGGAUAAGUCGCGUCCCGUGACCAGCACUCCGAUUGCUGGAACACCUUGGUGUGUUGUUUGGACGGGCGAUGCUCGAGUGUUUUUCUACAAUCCAUCGACGCGCACAUCGGUGUGGGAUCGUCCCGAGGAUCUAAUGAAUCGCGAGGAUGUAGACAAGGCGGUGAAUGAGCGACCAGAGCAAUUAAAGACAGCCGAGGAGAAAUCGUCGGAGGCCGAGCAAAAGCCAGAAGAGAAUACCGCGACGCAAGAGCAGCAGACAACACUCCAGCAGCAGCAACAACAGCAGUCAACGCAGCAGCCAACACAGCAACAGCAGCGCAUGGAAGCGGAUGAGGACGAGGAUGACGAGGUGAUUAAGAUACGCACCGAGUCCGAGUCCAGUGUGGAAGAAGUGCCCACAAAGCGUGUGCGCACGUUUACCAAGGCCAAGAAGAACGAAGACGCUGUGCUGGAGGCGGAACAGCGUGCGGCCAAGGAGCGCGCUUUGGUGCCGCUGGAAACACGCGUCACACAGUUCAAGGAGAUGCUACGUGAAAAGGAUGUGUCUGCCUUUAGCACUUGGGAGAAGGAGCUGCACAAGAUUGUGUUUGAUCCACGCUACUUGCUGCUGACAUCGAAGGAACGCAAACAGGUAUUUGAAAAGUAUGUGAAGGAUCGCGCCGAGGAGGAGCGUAAGGAGAAGCGCAACAAGAUGCGACAGAAGCGCGACGAUUUUCGCAAGCUUAUGGAGGAUGCCAAGCUGCAUGGCAAAUCGUCAUUCUCGGAGUUUAGUCAACGCAAUGCCAAGGAGGAGCGCUAUCGUGCCAUUGAGAAGGUGCGUGAACGGGAAAGUCUGUUCAAUGAGUUCAUCGUUGAGGUGCGUCGUCGCGAAAAGGAAGACAAGCAGCUACGCAAAGAGCAGAUUCGAAAGGACUUUCUGGACAUGUUGCGUGAACGCCAUGACAUUGAGCGUCACACGCGUUGGUAUGACAUCAAAAAGAAAUUCGAUUCGGAUUCGCGAUAUCGUGUUGUGGACUCCAUGUAUCGAGAGGAAUACUUUGAGGAUUAUUUGCUGAUCAUGAAGGAGGAGAAGCGCAAGGAGCGUGAGCUGCGCGAUCAGCGGGAUCGGGAGCGUCAACGGGAUCGUAAAUCCGAUCGACGGGAUAGGGAAAAGGACAAGGAGAAGAGUCGUAAGGACAGCCGCCGGGAUCGCAGUCGAUCAAGGGAUCGUGAACGCAAAUCCUCACGCGAUAAGGACGACAAGAACAAGGAACGCAAGAAGCAAGAGUCACCGGAGGAAGGCGAGCAUCGGGAGGACUCGGAGCAGGAGGAGCGUGCAGGCAGCGAGGACAGCGAAUUGGCGAGACAGCGUGAAAGCGAAGCCGAGCAGAAACAAAAGGAUCGCGAGCGCAAGCUACGCGCCGAGCAGAGCAUUCGGGAGCGUGAGAAGGAAGUGCAUCGCACUCUGGCCGGACAUUUGCGUGAUCGCGACAAGGAGCGUGAGCAUCACAAGCGUGACGAGUGCAUUGGACACUUUACAGCACUGCUGACGGAUCUGGUGCGCACUCCGGACUUCACCUGGAAGGAGGUGAAGCGUCAGCUGCGUAAGGAUCAUCGCUGGGAGCUGAUUGAGACACUCGAUCGCGAUGAUCGUGAGCGCAUUUUCAACGAGCAUAUUGACAAUCUGAUGAAAAAGAAGCGUGAAAAGUUCCGCGAGAUGCUCGAUGAGAUUGGCACUCUGCAACUGACCAGCACCUGGAAGGAGAUUAAAAAAUUAGUGAAAGAUGAUCCCAGAUAUCUCAAAUACAGUUCGGAUAAGGGUGAGCGCGAGUAUCGCGAUUACAUUAAGGACAAAACAAUGCAGGCGAAGACUGCGCUGCGUGAACUGCUGCAGGAAUGCAAAUUCAUAACACACAAGAGCACCGAUCUCAUUAAGGAGAAUGCCAAUCAUCUGAAGGAGAUCCAGGACAUACUCAAGAACGAUAAACGUUACUUGGUGCUGGAUCAUUUGGAUGAGGAGCGUAGCAGUAUUUUGCUGGCAUUCUUGGAGGAGAUGAACAAACGCGGCCCGCCACCACCGCCGACUGCCUCCGAAUCCACACGACGCAAUAAAUAAAGCGACAGCAAACAACAGCAAAACUAUUUCAUUAACAAAAGAAAAGCAAACAAAAGAAUAACUCAAAAACCAUUUAUUUUUAAGCAUUGGAAUUAUGUAGCGCCUAAAUAAAAUAUUUUAAACCUUUCACAAAACAUGUAACUACUUUACAAUAAAUACAAAAUGAAAGAAUAGACACUGGGCUCUAUAUGCAUGUAUAUAUUGUUUUUGUUUUUAUUGAUCAUUUAUCGCGUUAAAUUAGAUUUGUAUCUCUUCGAUACAUAUACAUAUAUAUAUAUAUCUUCAUCUGUAUCUUUUUUCGUAAUUUUCAUAAUUCUAACUCUUUAUGUACUGUGUUUUAUUUUUAACUUCUCGUUCAUCGCUACCAUUAUUGUUAAAUACACAUUCGUUCUGAACUCAUUGUUUUUAGUUCCUAGUUACUAAAAAAUACAAUAAUAAUUUCCAUAAUGUCAGUUUUCAUAUUCGUUUUCAACGUUGGCGCCACCCUAGGGUUGUUUUUUUAAAUACAUAGUUGAAAUUAUUGUAGAUAUUCUAGAUCUGUACUUCAAUUUAAAUGUCUGUGUGUGUGUGUUGUUGUGUGUUUGUUUAGGAACUAAUAGCGAAAAUAAUGCGCUCCGUUUUGUGUUUUACAAAAACUAUGUACUUUCUCCAUUUCGUUUUGUUUUGAUUUUUGUUUACAUUUAAAUUUGUGGUGUCAUUGCGCUGUUAACCAAAGGUUCAACAAGUCAAAUGUGGAUUACUUUCUACACAAUCCACAGAUUUACUAAACUCAACUAAUCUGCUUUCUUAUCGAUGCUACUUUGGGUGUGAUUCAAAAAGAAUUGAAAUUGUUAAAAAUGUGAAAUAAAUUUCCAAUAUUUGAUCAUGAAACAUUAGUGAAUGAAAUAUUCCAGUUAGUACUGACUAAAGUUUAUUCUUGAUACCUUCAGAGAUGAUUGAUUGGCGGCGGCAAAUUAAUAAUACAAACUCUUUUUCUUAUAUAUGACUUUUCUAGCUUUUCCGCAGUAACUAAAGUAUUCUUUCUUCAUCCGCAUUUGAUCACAGUUUCUUGGAAGCCUUGUUCCGUAAAUCAAAAUAAGAAACAAGCCAAACGCACGCUGCCAUCAUCACUAGGGAAGUUAUUUGUUAAAUUUGUUGCUGAAAUAUGUUAAGCAAUUAAAUUUCUUGUCGUGGUGUUCGUUUUUUUUCUUUUUUUGUUUUGUUUUAGUUCUCUGCUCUACGCUAAGUGCUAUGUUAAUCGAUUCACUAUGUUUUACUCUAUAUCAGUUAGUUGCUAUUAAUAUGUAAUAUUAAUUAAUUGUUGUUCUUCUUGUUGCUCAAUUGUUUCAUUUUCAUUUUGUUUUGUUUUUGGUUAGGCACAAAGUAACUGGUUUUCUCAUGGUUCACGAUCGUUUUGUUUUUUUGUUUUCUUUUGUUUUUUACAAGCUAUUUUUUAAUUGCUAGUUAUUUGUUAUUUUAGUUGCUACUAUCAAUUUAUUGAACAGUUUACGAGUGGUUCGCUUCUUUAUCUAUUUGCUAUGUCUAUAUAUAUAAUAUUAGUUCAAUAAAUUGCUACAAUUUGUUUUUUCUCAUUCUCCACACAUCGUACAUAU